UGCAUUUCUGCACACAUUGUACAGGUCUUUGUAUUGUGGAAGUUGUGUUUGUGUAUUUUGCCACUUGAUUCAAGGCGGAUUCAAUCAGCUACCCAGCAACUACACCAUAAAGCUGGUCAAUGUCACCCUGAAAGAUGAACACAGUACACACUUCAGCCAGGUGGUUGGUAGUGACGGUGUUUUUGAUCAACGCUACUGUCAUCACGGCAUGGACGACGACGACUAAUUCCGGGUCUGUGUAUGAUUCCAUUAACACGACCCCCGAACCAUUAUGCAGAAGCGACACCUGUCUGAACGGUGGCACUUGCCGGGAACUUGAGGACUGGGAGUGUAGCAAUGAUCUGGAUGUAGAACACACUGUUUGUUUGUGCACACCGACCUUCACGGGAACUCGGUGUGAAUACAGCAUCAAGUGUGGAGGGCAGACCUGUCGACUCAACGAGCACUGCGUGAACGACAAGUGUGUUAGCCUCACAGACAGCGCAGAGUCCAAAGCCCCACAGUGUAAACCCGGAGUCCACCCCCUGACUUACCAGUUGGACAUGCUAGACAGGAAGAAGCCCAUAGUGUGUCUAGACAUGUACUACACCAACGCGAGUUCCUACUGUCAUGACAAAGACGACUCCAUUGAGUUCCAGAUCGUUCAAGAAGAGGUGGAGAAUUUGUUUUGUCUCAACCUCGACUAUCGCCUUUGGCAAACGUGUCUGCACGUUAAUGCAACAUUCAACAAGUACAAUUUUCCAGACAAACCAGUUUCAAAGGUUACAUUGAUAGCCAAGGAGAACGACAUGCACCCAAGAACUGACACGAUAGUGUUCAGCGUCACAUUCAACACCGCCCCUAAAGUAGAGAUGACGUCAAAGACGUACGUUGUCAACGUCGCUACACAGGGCCCUCAGGUUCAAGUCAACAUCUCCAAGGUGUUCGGCGUUUCAGAUAACGACACUGUGACGUACGACAUCAGAGUCCCUCAUCCUCAAGUUGGUAUCGUCAGGUACACAGGACAACUAAAGGUUAACUUUAUCGAUGGGAACGAGAAGGACAUAUCAGUAGAUAUUGAGAUCAAAGAUACUGGUAUUCCGAAAUUGACAACUGUGGUGACAGUCAAAAUAGAAUUUCUAAUCUUGAGCUGUGACAUGAGAGAACAUAUUUACGUCAAUUAUCAACACAUUGGAAACCCCGUCGGUAAACUAAACUGUCGGAUAAGCAAAGGAUAUGACAUGUCGGAUCUCUACAUCUUCUUCGUUACGGAUGAAGACUUGAUGCUGAAGCUUCUGCCUGAUGGAAUCCUGAAGGUCGUCAAAGGAGAAUACGGAGAAAGAAAUGUAUCGAUGUCAGUCAAUUUGAAAGGAGACUCGGGCGAGAUCAGCGUCACCGUUUCCUUUAGUAUAACCAUUGCUGACAUUUGGACAGGAUCUUACGAGCUCCUGAACAGGAGGUGGGAACAGGUCUACGCCGAUCAGAGAUAUUCCCAGUUCAUGUUACUGCAAUCAGACGUCACUAACCAGAUGCAGCAAAUCUUCAGGACGCAAAACGUGGGCGUCACGGUCAACGUCGAGAUGUUCAGCAAGAGUAGUAGCAACUAUGUGAACGUUCACUUCAUCCUCAUCUUUCCAAAUGGAGACAAUUCUGCGAGUGCAGUUACGGAACUGAGAGGCUCCAUUUACAAUGGAUCUGUAGGGAGCAUGAGAGUGAACGAGACAAGCCUCAUCAUUAGCAAUCGAGUUGGCUCCACCCAGGUAUCAAAGAUCGAGUAUUCCUCACCGGACGCCUCAAACACACCGGGAUUCACCAAGGGCAACACCGAGAUACAACUGACGUGCACUGGUACCUUUGUCCAACCUGUUGGUGACGUGACAAUGGAGUGGCGGAUGACGUCCAGGAAUGCACUCGUUGUACCCUUGUCCAACUCUCGACUACAGACAAACCUCACGAGUCCUUAUGAAGGGCAUUACGUCGGAACACUCACCGCUGCUAACAUCUUGUUCAAAGAUUCAGGAGAUUUUCAGUGCAGUCUCAGGGAUGAGGGUGGGCUGAUAUCAAGUCAGAAGAUGAACGUACUCGUUAUACCCCGUCCAGUAGUAACUCUCCUGCCUCUGAAGAGUGUCGUCAUAAGAUCUGGUGAAGAUAUCACAAUCAGCUGCAACUUGACACGGCCGUCGGUCUUUGAGUCGACCACGACCUUCCACUGGUACCAGAAUGGACAAAAGACAGUGGGAUCAGGUUCCCGGCUUAAAGUCUCUGGCAGUGGAUUUCUGAACGCAACUUACUUCUGUGAGGGUGAAAAUGAUGUCGGUUUGGGGGAGAGAAGUCAAUCUACAACCGUGACCGUUAUUGGAGCUGAGGUCCUCCGAUGUGACAAGGAAGGAACCUGGCAUGGGACGCGGGCUGGUUCUACUGCGGAAUAUCCUUGCCCUACGGGUGGCACAGCGGUAAUUACUCGCCACUGUGGUGAGGAUGGCCAAUGGUUGGACGAGGACAGUGGUCAGUGCGCCGUGCGACGCUUAGAACGGGUCAUUGAUGAUAUUGAGUGGAUUGAAGAGGGUCUGCGAGUCGCGAACAUCUCCAGCGUUGCCAGAGCAAUCUCGGAGAGUACACAGCCCAAUGAACUGUCCAGCAAGUGGAUCGUUCUAUCACUGCAGGCUCUUGGUCGGCUGUUGAACCUUAUCAAAGGCUGCAUCGUCACUGACAGCAAAGAGGAGACAAAACAGUUCAUAGAGGGAUUCCUGGCGAGCGUCAGUAAUAUUCUUGAUUCACGGACCGUAGGCGAAUGGAAGAAACUGAAGGAUACAGCGACAUCGCCAACUACGGUGCUUCAGCUACUGGACAGAAUGACCGAUGUAACAACCAACUGUCUGGACGAAGGAGAUGUCUUCACUGCCGAGUCAACUAACAUUGAACUGAAGGAAGGUAAAACAGAUCCUGCAGCUGUGGAAAGUAUAGAGUUUUCUACCAACUCGGAUUCCAACACUGGCACAAGUAAAGUCAAUUUGAAGCUGGACAGCAAGACUCUGAAACAAAUGACAGCAGAUGCAUCAGUAAGAUUCAGCUCAAUAUUCUAUAAGAACAUUUCAUCUCUACUUCCGACCGGAGGACAAGUAGUUGAAUCAGCAGGGGGUGCCACUGGCAAGAAUGGAUCCAGAAGACUGGUGGUCAACUCGGGUCUCCUCGCCUUUAACCUAUUUCCUGCUCCAGCGAAAACGCUCGAUCCGCCAUUGAAGAUGACCUUGAUUCAUACAGAUCUUUCUCUAAAUGGUGAAGAUCGAAUGUGCGUCUACCUGAAUACAUCACAGGGCCUGUGGGAUUCUAAGGGAUGCAAUGUCAGUAUGUCAGGAACAUCUUCCACAGAGUGCUCCUGUGGUCAUCUGACGAACUUUGCUGUACUUAUGAGUCCGGACGCUAAACAGAUUUUAAUACGUCACCCUUUGACACCGGCAGAAAUUGCUUGUUGCAGCGUGGCGAUUGUGUUGUUGGUCGUCACAGUCGUCGUGUACGCCGUCACGUGGAGGUACAUAAGAUCUGACCAAGGUGUUAUCGUAAUCCACAUAUGUGUGUGUCUUGCUGUUGCUCUGCUUCUGCUCCUGAUUGGGAUAGGAAGGGACGAAUUUGGUCUCUGCAUUGCCUUCGCCGUGGCCGUUCAUUUCUUCUACAUGGCCACUUUCUUUAUGAUGCUCGCUUCCGGUCUCGAGGCAUUGUGGUCUGACUCGAACCUGCUCCCGAACAGGUCCAAACUCAAGCCCCUGUUAAUUGGAGCUUGGGGUUUGACCGUGCUAGCAGUCAUAAUCUCAUGUUCUCAGUUGCAAGCCUAUGAACCAGACCUGCAUUGCUGGUUGUCGCUCAUGGGUGAUAUGAAAUGGCUGUUCGUUGUUCCUGUGCUCCUCAUCCUCAUCGUUAACUUCGUUGUAACUGGGAAAAUGAUACAUAAUCACCUGGCGAGACGGGCUGCACGACUCCAAGAUGACCAAGGAAAGGAAGCGAAAUCUCUCCACUGGAUGUGCUUCAUGAUACCGGUCCUUGGCUUGUCCUGGAUUCUCGGCCUCUUGACCGUUCAAGAUGGAAGCGAUGUUUAUGACUAUCUGUUUGCAAUCAUCAACGUUCUGCAGGGAUUGAUAAUCUUCAUUACACAGUGUAUCGCCAACAAACAUGUCCGUAAAGGUAUUGCUAGUUUACGACGACCACGUGAUCAGCGCACCACAGAGCGCGAACUUGAAAUGGAUGCAUUGAGGGAAGAUGCAGACAAGAAAAAUGAUGCCCGAGCAAGUGGAGCCUACCAUUACAUAGAUAAUACCCAGCGUAGUAGUGGGGCAACAGACCUUCAGCAGUAUGAGUCCCUUGAGGCUUCACAGCAUAUUGAAAACGUUUACGAAGAUAUGGACCGCACAGCGACACAAACAGGAUUGUUUGCAAAGGAGUUCAGUGAAGAAAAUCAGUAUGCGAACGAGCAGGCGAAUCCUGUUGGCGGGGCGAACAGGAUGCCAGAUCCUGCCAAGUCUGGAGACGGUGGCAAGCUACCCUCGGAUGUCUUGUACAGAAAUAUCCAAGAAACGGAAAGAAGACCAAUGAUACCUUCCCGUGGGAACCGGAGAUAAGAAUUGUGUGCUCUUCCGUGAACGUGAAGCAGUGUUGACCAAGGUGGACGAAACUUGCCUUCUCCACGCCUGGAUUGAGGGGAAUGUUAAUGUUCUACGAUAUUUUAUUUUGAAUAGUGGGUAGUGCAUUCACGUGCUAAAACAUCUGAAAUGAGCUUAAGUCAUGUCCGAGUCGCUGGUAGUAUGUGCACCAUAUUCAGUAUCUAGUUACCAUAGGCAAACACAUGGUAUAUGGACAAGAUCUUGUAUGGUUAUUCUAACAUUUCAAUGUAAGUCAGCACAA
Molecule: messenger RNA, 4872 nt
Organism: Haliotis rubra (blacklip abalone)
Lineage: Eukaryota; Metazoa; Mollusca; Gastropoda; Lepetellida; Haliotidae
Product: adhesion G-protein coupled receptor F3-like
Exons: 35
Coding region: 135-4589 (1484 amino acids)
Biological process (GO): cell surface receptor signaling pathway; G protein-coupled receptor signaling pathway
Cellular component (GO): membrane
Molecular function (GO): G protein-coupled receptor activity
Source: RefSeq, a predicted model, not a curated record